AUGUAUUUCUCAGCCCGAGUAGUGUCGCUCCUGGGGACUUUGGUCCUCCUAGCGGUCCUCACACAGGCAUUCGAGCACACGCCGCUCGAGCUGGCGGUGCCUCGACUGCACGCCAUCAAACAGCGUCAUAAAUCCACCGGCGUCGCGGGACUAACGCCACGCUCAGUAGCGGGGGCAUCCUAUCCCGAGUACAACCUGUCCGUUCCCGUGGAUCAUUUCCACAACGAUUCGCGUUAUGCGCCACACACCGACGAGGAAUUUAACCUCCGGUACUGGUUCGACGCCAGUCACUACCGGAAAGGCGGACCGGUGAUUGUCAUCGCCGCAGGAGAAACCGAUGCCACCGAUCGCUUUCCCUUCCUGUCGCAGGGCAUCGUCACGCAGCUGGCCAAAGCGUACCACGGCAUCGGGGUCAUCCUCGAGCAUCGCUACUACGGCAGCAGCUUUCCCUUCGAACAGCUCGACACGGAGAACAUUCGCUUCUUGUCCACGGACCAGGCGCUGGCCGAUUAUGCCUAUUUCGCCGAACACGUGAAGUUCCCCGGUCUCGAGCAUGUCGAUCUCACGCCCAAGUCGACGCCGUGGCUGGCCUAUGGUGGGUCCUACGCCGGUGCCUUUGUCGCCUUCCUCCGCAAGCUCUACCCCGAGGUGUACUGGGGCGCUGUGUCCUCGUCAGGCGUGACGGCCGCAAUUAUCGACUACUGGAAGUACUACGAGCCGAUUCGCCAGUAUGCCCCGAAAGACUGCAUCCACGCGACGCAGGUCUUCAUCGACAUUGUCGAUCGGGUGCUGAUCGACAACGCGGACAACAAGACGUUGAACGCGCAGUUGAAGACGGCGAUCGGGGCCUCUGCCGACCUCGACGACUUCACAUUUGCCAGUUCCCUCUCGGCCGGGCUGGACGACUUCCAAGGUCGCAAUUGGGAUCCUUCGAUUGGCAGUCUCGGAUUCCGUCGGUACUGCGAUAACAUUACCAGCACGGACCGGCUGUACCCUGAGACCAAGAAGGUCGAGGAAUCGAUCAAAGAGAUCGUGGACGUGGCGGGCUACGACGCGCAGAACAAGACCUUCGUAACGCAGAUUCUCAACCACGUCGGCUUUCUCGACAAACUGGUCUUUUCAUACUCCGACCUGGCCUCAGGCGCCGACGCAGACACCGAUACUCAGACCUCUAAUAACAACUCCGCAGCCGCAAGCCCGCUCCCCAAAUCAUCCGGCACAAGCUGGAGCUACCAAGUCUGCACAGAGUGGGGAUACUUCACGACUGGCACGGGAGUCCCCGAAGACAUUCUCCCGCUAGUAUCCCGCGUCCUCGACAUCGAGAACUUAUCAAGUUUCUGCCCCUCGCAGUUCGGAAUCACCACACCCCCACAGGUCGAGAACAUUAACAAGCACGGCGGCUUCGACUUCUCAUACCCCCGCGUCGCCAUCAUCGACGGACUCGCUGACCCGUGGCGCGAUGCGACGCCGCACGCCGAUGGGACAGCAGACCGGGAAUCCACGGACGAAGAACCGUUCAUCCUGAUCGAUAUCCCGGCGGAGGACGUCUGGGAUGGGAUCCGGGGUGCGGUGCACCAUUGGGAUCAGAACGGGGUGCCUGGGAACCAGACGAGGGGUGGCAUUCCGCCGAAGGAGGUGGUCGAUGUGCAGAAGGAGGUGGUGCGGUUUGUGGGUGUAUGGUUGGAGAAGUGGAAGGAUAGUGGACGGGGGAAUGGCACGGUUGCGAACAGGCAGAGAAUUAUUGGACAUAGAUUUUGA
Molecule: messenger RNA, 1758 nt
Organism: Aspergillus melleus
Lineage: Eukaryota; Fungi; Ascomycota; Eurotiomycetes; Eurotiales; Aspergillaceae
Product: putative extracelular serine carboxypeptidase
Exons: 1
Coding region: 1-1758 (585 amino acids)
Biological process (GO): proteolysis
Molecular function (GO): dipeptidyl-peptidase activity; serine-type exopeptidase activity
Source: RefSeq, a predicted model, not a curated record